AAGCACGUUUCAUUUCUUCACUAAAUUUUCCAUAAUAAUACUCCUGGAAAUUCUAAAUAUGUGUUAAUUAAUUGUUAAUUAAAGUGCAAUUAUUGUUCGCAUUUAAUCCUUUGAAAUCGACAUGAAUAGAUUUGGCUAAGAACAUCUACCGAUUAACGUUUGCAUUUUAUAUAUAAUCAAUCGUCAUGUGAAAUUUGGUCUAAUGAGCAGAAAAUGAUAAUGAAAAAAUAAUUGUCAACAAAUAUUCGACGAAGAAAAAUUUCCACACUCCACUCUGUUCUAUCAUUAUUUACGAGAUUAAUAAAAUUAUCUCCUCUGACUCAGAGGAGUGGAAUUCAUUCUACGAUUAAACUUCAGUUUAAUAAAAACCGUUUGAAAAAUGAAACUUUACAAAUGUCGAAUAGAAGUGUCUUCAACUUCCUCGAAAACCUCAAGCGGUACCGGAAGUGCCUUCGGCUGCUGAUAGUGCAAGAGUUGUUUCCCGGUACAGCCCACACAUUUGUAGUAAAUUUUAAUCGGCCGAUUGUGCACUCAACAGAGCGCAUUAUUAUACCCGAUUUACCGGACAACAUCACAAUUGCCUAGAUCGAUGAAAAUAAUAAUUGUGAACAUGACUAGUUUAAAAAUAACUGACAUUUGAUUAGAUUAAAAUCUGUGGCAUUGACAUAAUCCAGUGCUGUCUCAAGGAAAUGGCGAAUUGAUUGUUGGGUCAAUCUCGCAAGACACUUAUUUCUCAUCAGUGGUAACUAGUUUCAAGUGCAAAUGAGACUUUCCCGAUUUAGUAGUGGUGUGAGAGAACGAGAUCCUUUCACGUGUAUUUUUUAAUUUUCCAUUGGAGGUCUUUUCACCAGCGGUUCCACCAGUUUUCGGAUAUUUCGACUCUCAAGAAUGAUUUACUGACACAUCAAUCAUGAUAUCCGGCCUCCGGCUCAUUCUCGUUCAACUAUCCCUGAUUAUUUCAAUUUCCUGCGAACUAUCAACCCCUGAGAAAUGGGAGAAUACGAUAGAAUCUACAAUCGAGGACCUCAUUGUCUCAAACGAAACAAGACAACUAAUUUCCACUGUCAUGUCUGACAGACCAGUCAUUGAUGAAACCUCCCUCCCCCCGAGUCAAAGAAUACCAGACACCUCGGAAACUCCAUUGACAACAGAUUUCACGACGACGUCGCCUCCCCGGGAGCUCACGACGGCCCUAACUGUCGAAGACAUGUUGAUAACUGUGGUGCAGUCAAAGAAUGAUAUAUCAGAGGAAACUUCAGUUUCGACGAGUGCAUCGACUUUGAUCCCUGAAUCAUCUUCGGAUAUUGGACCCUCAGUGACUCCUCCCUCGAUCGACAGCAAGGACUUCCUCUCCGAAAUCGGAAAGACAACUGUCCCUUCGACUUAUCACUGGGGCAUUACGAACAUCGUGGAGAAGAAGAUUAAAAUAUUCAAUGGAAUAGAGGAGACAGAUCCAGCGACUAUUGAGGAAUGUAAAGUCUCAGUGCUCUCCGAGUCCGAGGACUACAACGACGCUCGGGACUCCUCGAUGAUUGUUGAGAGAGCGGGAGAUGGCUCGAGUGACCCAACCAUCACAAACGUGACGGAAACAUCGCUGACAGUCGCCUGGAAGGCGCCAUCCAGCAACAUCACUGUUCUUUACUAUAUCGUUGGUUGGGGGCGAAGUGGUGGAUCUGGACAGACAGAGUGUCGAAGCUCUAACGAGACAUUCAAUCACACUAUCACGGACCUCCAGCCCUGCACCAAGUACGAUAUCCGGGUAACACCCUACACAAAGAACGGCAAAGAGCAGCAACGUCUUGCCUCUGAUUCCACUAAAUUGAAAGUGGAAAAAGACUCCCUGAAUCUUAAGGUAUCGGCCAGUGGCACUGACUGGCUAAAAAUCAGCUGGAAUUUACCCAACAAUGAUUGUGUUGAUAAGUACAUUGUUGGUCGAUGUGACUCAAAUAACUGUACAUCGGUGGACGUCACCGAGACUUCGUACAAUGCCACCGAUUUAUUUCCAUGCACAAAGUAUAAUUUCACUGUCUCAGUACAUGGAAAGAGCUCUGUAGAGUACGGAAGCACCAGCAUCGAUUCCGAAACUAAUUUCUUACAACCCCAGCAACCAUCUCCAGCAUGGUCGGAAGCAGGCAAUCAGUCACUGAAGGUCUUCUGGACAUUUCCAAUCGGCACCACGUGCGUCAAACACUAUCGAGUGACACUACCCCUCAGUGGUAAUUCCGUAAAGACUCAAAACAUCACCGGAAACGAAACACUUAUUGACAGCCUGCAAUCAUGCCGAGUGUACGAAAUCACAAUCACUCCAGUGACCAACUAUAACGAGAGUACAUCUGCUGUAUUUCAAUCCAACCGAACAUUUCCAGCAGUCUUAAAUCCACCAGUCCUACCUCGUGUCCAUAUCGCAACUAAUCACAGCAUAGCGAUGAGUUGGAGAGUCUACACAAACGAUGACAACAACUGCGAAAAUACUACAUUAAUCUUUCGAUGCAACUUUACCCAGGUACGCGGGUACGGAUACGAGGGACUAAAUGGAACUACAGAGAAGAUAAUCGUAAAUGGUACGAAGAGUGUUCUUGAAAGGGUUCAAAUAGAUGAUUUGUCCCCGUUCACCCUGUACAGUUGCUACGCUUCUGCUAGAAAUUCUCAGGGGGUGAGCGACGAGAGCGCAGAAGUGUCAGCUGAAACUGCGGAAGAAGUGCCUUCACCACCGAUGAACUUAUCAUCGAGUGACCUCAAAGACACCAAAUUCAUUCUAAAUUGGAAAGCACCAACAAAGCUGCCCGGUACCUUGGUAGGUUUUGAAAUAAAACUCAUAAUUUGGUCGCCAAAUAUAAUAAUACCUGCCUGGUGCGAAGAGCAGAAAGAAACUAGCGACACUAUUUCAAAUAUUAAUGGGAAAGUCUUUUCGUACAAAUAUGAAAAUGCUAUUCCAUUCUCAACGCACAAAACGAAGAUCAGAGCAAAAACCAACGCGGGUUGGGGUAAUUGGAGCGAAGAGAUUUUUGUGGAAACGAGACCUGGAGCACCUGGCCCAGUUUCAUUUCUCAACUACUCAAUAGUUCCAAAUACCGACGAUCCAGAUAUCUUAGAUUUCACUCUCUCUUGGGGUAAACCGUGCUCAAUCCAUGGAGAGCGAAUCGAGUACUACAACGUUACAGCUAACGGUGAAAGGAGGAAUUACAAGCCUCAUAAUUUUACGGAAGUAAUCGAGAUCAAUCGGCCCGACUGUAAGGACGAUAUUUGCACGAAGAAAUUAAAAUUGUGGGAGGAAUAUAAAUAUGUCUUCAAUAUCACCGGAAAGGGAAAGGAUUGCUCAAGGCUCGGAGAGCCCUAUUCUCUUACUGCAAUAUUCCCAGCAGGAAUUCCUCCGCUUCCAGAGGAAAAUUACACUGCUCAGAUCACAAUUGAUCCGUACAAGGCUCGUAGAACAACAACGACAGCAGCAAUACUUCUACCAGUAUUUUCAGACACCUACGGAAAAAUCCACUGCUACGCAAUUAUUGUGGCCAAAUCGGGAUACAAUAACAUGACCCACGGGAGAAAUGAUCGAAUCAAUGGCGAGUGGCCCAAUACGCCCUCUUGGUUGGAAUCCAAGUCCGAGGAUUUUCGAAUACCUUAUCAAGCGAUUAAAUUUUGCGACGGCGAUCCCUCUUAUAUCGUCGACUACGGUAAUUUGAAAGCCGUCAAAUACAUCUUAGGAGAUGAUACUGAGCAUUGUCCCAAACUCUCGUCAAACAGUGGACAGAGGUCCUACUGCAAUGGGCCCCUGGAACCAGACACCUGGUACGAUGUGAGGAUGCGGGCCUUCACCAACGGCGGAUAUCGAGACUCGACUAUAUUCACAGUAAAAACAAAUGCUGAAAUGCGAGUGGCUGAAGUCAUUGGAAUAAUAUUUGGUAUUUUAUUUCUUGGGAUUCUUACGACGCUGAUGCUCUUGGUGCGAAAAUGCUCCGUUCGAGCGGUAGUGAGGCGGUUUCUCCACUCGGACAUGCCAGGCUCCCCAGUACCAGCGCCAUUUACAAGACGAAAAUUCAUCACUCACUGUCAACAGCUCGCGGACAACCCCGGUAAGCUCAGUAAUGAGUUUCAGUUGCUCCAGACCCUCAGCGUCGACCUUCAGAUGCCGACAAACGCGGCAUGUCUUCAGGCAAAUAGAAAGAAAAAUCGUUACACCGAUAUUCUGCCAUAUGAUUUCUCCCGAGUGAAAUUAGAGCAAAUCGACACAGAUCCCAACAGCGACUACAUAAAUGCCUCGUUCAUAAAAGGAUGCAGUGGGGAGGAGGAGUACAUUGCCUGCCAGGGACCCAAGGAGGAAACGACUUAUGAUUUCUGGAGGAUGAUCGAUCAAUACGACGUCAAGCUCAUCGUCAUGCUGACGCAGCUAAUGGAGAAGAAUAAGGACAAGUGUCAUCAGUACUUUCCCACAAUGAAGGAGACGUUUACAUAUGAAAAUAUGUCCAUUAGAUGUACCACUGAGUUCGACUACAGGACGUACACUCAGAGAACCCUAGUCUUGCAAAAAGAAAAUGAGAAGAGGACUAUUACUCAUCUCCACUUCAAAGACUGGCCAGACCACGAUGUACCUGAGGACUUUGACCCAAUGAUAAACUUCUGUCAAAUAAUUAGACGUUAUAUAACCGCCAAUCCUGGCCUUGCCGUGGUUCACUGCAGUGCUGGCAUUGGACGAACCGGAACUCUUAUUGCCAUUGACAUUCUCCUGCAGCAUAUUAAGGAGAAUAGAAAACUCGAUGUCUUUGGCACUGUCUAUAGACUGAGGCAUCAUAGGAUUAAUAUGGUCCAGAGAGAAAGUCAGUACGCAUAUAUUUAUAAUUGUAUUAGACAAGUACUGAAGAACCCGUACUUUUCAAAAACCUACAAACCUCCAUCAGUCGAUCCAAUAACCGACGUCAACGGCAAGAGGAAGGAGCCCGCAAUAACGAAUCUAGUCAGCAGUCUCGAGACUCUGAGGAAGAGCAGUUUGUCAACAUCAGUGGAAUCAGCCGAACAAAUCUUUCAUUCAUCAUCAUCCACAUCAUCGAGCCCAAAAUCACAAUAUUGUUUAUCGCUGGGGGUUAAAUACUCAAAAUCAACGUCAGAAAUUUGUUCAAAGCCAUUCACCAAUCAAAUAGUAAGAUACAAUACAUUGGACUAUCCCAUCCACGAGAUCGAGAAGGAAGGCAAAUCUAGUACAAGCAGUCUCGAUGACUCUGAUGAAUCAAGUAAUUCAUUUUACGAGAAUCUUCAGCCAAUAAAUCGAUCCAAAUCAGUGCAUAUUGUUAAUGAAGAUCCAACUGUGACUGAGAAACUACUUGACACAUCACUCUAAUCCGGAACUGGUCAACUGGCUCCUAAUUACCUCAAAAAUUAUUUUUCUAAAAAUAUCAGAGAUGAUGGACCAAAGCCCCUCAGUCUUUCACAAUUUCAUAAAUUAUAUAGGUAUUACUAUUGUAUUAAAAACUGUAAAUAUUACACUAGGAUAAUUACAAUAAUCAUCAAGUGCUCUUGAUCAGUCACCAAAUGCAAAGUAUAAUGACUAACUUCAUUCGUGACUGUGACUGUACUUUAAAAUAAGUGAACCAACGAAUUCUCACUCAUUCCGAUCUCACGAUUAUAUCGUUUUAAUGUAAAACAUAAUUUAUACAUAAUAAAUGGAUUAAAAUGAUAAUAUUAA
Molecule: messenger RNA, 5674 nt
Organism: Diachasmimorpha longicaudata
Lineage: Eukaryota; Metazoa; Arthropoda; Insecta; Hymenoptera; Braconidae
Gene: Ptp52F
Product: tyrosine-protein phosphatase 10D
Exons: 19
Coding region: 911-5329 (1472 amino acids)
Biological process (GO): protein dephosphorylation
Molecular function (GO): protein tyrosine phosphatase activity; protein binding
Source: RefSeq, a predicted model, not a curated record